Messenger RNA from Prorocentrum cordatum, 1080 nucleotides. The record is from the annotation of a GenBank genome assembly. Lineage: Eukaryota; Dinophyceae; Prorocentrales; Prorocentraceae.
CAGUUCCUGACAUUCCAAGGGGACGUGCCAGUGAUUUUCUACAGGCUGCAGAAUAUUCCCGAGCUGUACUCCUACUUUGUCUUGGAUGGGGUGGAUCCGUGCUCGCUCUGGGAGUUCGCACAGCAGCGAACUGCAUCGCUGCCGCGGCCGCCAGAGGGGGCCGUCGGAGUCGCCUGCGCGGUCGCCCCCAUGGGCUGGAGUUGGGCGGUCUUCCUCGCGCGCACCGCGCUGAUGGACUGCCUCGACGACCUGGAGUCCGAGGGGGCGGGGCGCGUGGAGCGCGGCAGCCCAGUCCCGAGCUUCGCCGAGCACCAGCUCUUGUACUGGCUCUACAUCGACAACUAUGGCGGAGGCCUGAUCGGCGAAGGGUCGGACGACCCGAGGCUCGGCGAAGUGGCAGGUCAGGCGAGGAGCGCGGUGGCAGCGCGCGGUCUGGCAGUGCGCAUGGAGAGCCAGGGAGUCGGUCUUCCCGAACAGCUAGGCGUCACCAUCGACCCGGUCUCCUUGAUGUGUCGCGUGAAGGACGAGAAGCUGAAGGACCUAGUGCUCGCUGCCGAGGCCCUCACCUUGGAGGAGGCGGCCUCGCCCGCGCUGGUCGAGGUCGUUACGGGGCACUGGGCGUGGGUCAUGAUGCUCGCGAGCGCGGCCUUCGCCAUCCCGCGCGUCGUCCACGCGUGGAUCCACGCUGCCGAGGACCGUCUUCGUCCGCGGCGACUGUGGACGGACGUGAUCGCCGAGCUGCACGCCCUGGCCGCGCUCUCCGUGUUCUUCUUCUCGGACUUGUCGCUGGGCUGGCACUCGCAGGCGUGCGUGACGCACGCCAGCAACUACGGCUACGCGGUGAUGUCGACGGCGGCUGCGCCCGAUACGCUUAGAUCCGAGGCCAAGUGGGCACGACAGCAGGGCUGGGGCGUGCAGGUGGACACGGCGCACUCGGAGCAGGAAUGGCAGGAGCGUUCGAAGGGCGACCUGUUUCAGGAGGACGCGGGCGCGGCGACUGGCUUCAGAGCAACGGGUCGUCCCGGCAUGGCGGACCUUUUCGCUGGGACGGGCACCCUGGCCGAGUGCUUCCGCGCGGGG